AUGUUGCUGAAACUAUUGCUAGUUCUCAUUGGUUAUUUCUGCACAGAAGUGGCGACGAAUUCAUCCAAUCUUCAGGUGUUUGUUAACCGCUACAAUGCUUACGGAAGAGCAAAUAUAAUUACAACAUUGGAGACGGUGCAACUGGCGUGGUUCACCACCAAGGUGGUCAUGAACAAGUGGAUUCUGGUUGAUUAUUUUCAGACAAACGCGAGCGAGCGCCAAGGGGCAUUGGCCUGGUAUCGGACAACCAACCUGCAGCAAACACUCAACUUUUAUGGCGUGAAGAUAGAAAAGAAUCUAACCUACACCAGGGGAUACUUUCAUGUGUCGAAAACGAAGUUCUUCUCGAGCGGGUUCUAUCUGAUUGAUGCGGCAAUCACAACGGAGGGCAUCUACUCGAGUGAGCAGAAAGCGACGACCUAUACGGUCGUUAAACUUAUCCAGGAGAACGCUUGUGAGCCCAAAUUUGAUAUUCCCAACUGUCACGACUCCAAUCGGCCCCUGUACUAUGAAACAUCCAAGGAAAUUGUCAUACGAGCCAACUUCUCACGCUUCUGCCCCAUGGAUUCAUACAUACAAUACCAUUGGACGCUGCACGAUAGCACCGAUUCGAGACAUCGCAUUGUUAUCCCUGCAUAUAGUCAACCGAAUAACCAGACGCUGCGCGUGAAGCUGCUAAUUCGCUCCGCAUUCGAUCCCAUUCGGACCGCCACUUCGCGGCAGAAGUUGGACUUUUCCAUUUCGCCGCAUCUGAUCAACGUGGAGGUGGCAUGUGUCAAGAACUGUGACGAGGACAAGUACAAUCCGGGGAAGCCGAUUCACGUGCGGGGCAAGUGCGAGGGCAUUGGCAACAAGAACAUCACCAAAUGGGAGUGGCGCGUGGGCGAUAAGCCAGUGAAGGCGCACGCGAAUCGGCUGGUGUACACUGAUAUAGAUGCCAAGAAGUCUAGCCUCAGCAUCCAUCUGCAUGUGGAGGCUGCGCAUCUGUAUAAUCCCAAAUACAACUAUUACGGACAAGACUGGAUCUAUUUGGAGAGGAAUACUGGCCCCGAGAACACGAAAUGCACGAUAAAACCAUCCGAGGGUCUGCCCUACGAGACACUCUUUCUGAUCCAGUGCCAGAGGAGUAAGGCACGCUUCAUGCCACUGCGCUAUGGUGUGGAGGCCAACAAUGUUCUGAUUGUGGACUGGCAGUCAAAUCGGGAGAUAUUGCUGCGACUUGUUCCCGCACGUAAAGUAACUGUAAAGAUAUGCGAUAAGCUCGAUGUUUGUGAAAGUGUUGAGCUUAAAGUACGGAUCAGAAAAGAGUCACCUGAAAGCGGUAAGCCUGCCAUUCUGAUGCAGAAUAUGGCAAGAGCGCGUCACUUUCUGCAGUAUGCCGACUGGCAAAAGGCGUAUCCACUGCUGAGUCUGAUAUCCAAGCUGAUACAUACCAAGGAAAUGCUGGUAACUUUCACGGAAACACUCUCCGUGCAUGUGCCCCAGUCCACCGUGGAGCUGACGCAAUUGGUGCGACUCACCAAGCACGUGGUGGGCGCCAUCGAGCCCCUGGAUGACAUGAAAGCUGUGGUGCUGGCACGAAUGUUCAACAGAAUCACCGCCACAUACAAGGUGAUAGUCGAGGGCAAUGAUCUGACGCUGCUGGACGAGCACUUUGACCUGAUGACCGACGACAUGUGCGACAUGCUGGACACCAUCAACGCCGAGUGGGAGUACAUACCGAAGGCGCACUGCCUCUCGGAGUCGGAGUCGUGCAUAAACAUCAAUCACUUUGGCAAGCGCCUGGAACAGCUGUCGUCCCUGCGGCCACUCCUCGAGCACGUGGACAGCUGGAUGUACACCCACUGGAAGCUGAGCAAUUGCCUGAUUUACAUGGGCAUGGAGACGGCGCGCCGUCUGCACCCGCGCGAGGGUCCAAGAAUAAUUGAUAGAGACAGCUUCAACAUCCGCAUGGAGAGCUUCGAUCUGGACUACGAGCACAGCCUCAAACUAGAGUCCGGAGACUCCAUGCACACGCUGGCCUUCUCGCGGAAUCUGCUGCGGGAACUGCGCCGCAAGCUGCGCCACAAUGAAGUUCUCAUAUCCGUGCGCAGCCACAAGGUCAGCCAGUACUGGUUCUACCCCAAGAAGCGGUCGCGCACACAGGAGCUGGUGGUGAACGCCUUUACAACGAGUGCCAUGUUUCAGCCCACCGAGCAGCUUUCGGAGCCACUCACAUUCUUCUCGAGGCUGGAGACCAUUCCGUUUACUGACAAUCCCAGGGGAGAGGUAAAACAUCCGCGAACAGAGCCACUUGACCUCAUUGGUGGCCCCGAAGAGGAGGCUCAUGCUGUCAUCCAUGACAAUGUGUACACCCCAUUCGAGGUGCGAAUGUAUCGCACCGAGAUUUACGCCCAAUCCGUGCUCAAGGUGACAUUUAUCCGGGCGCAAAUCGGCUUCAACGUGCUGAUACGCAUGACAAAUGUGCCCAAACUCGAGGACAUGGACACUAGUGGCGCCACCUGCCAGGUGAAGUAUGGAGUUUCGCAGAGAACAAAUUUCUUACUAAGAAAUCGGUGCACUGAGGCGCGCUCGGCAUUCAUUUAUCUGCGUGCCUCGAACCCGGCUGAGCCCUGGGAUACCUUUGACCAGAACGGUGCCUUCUUCUCGUUCGCCACCGAGAUCCAUCUCUGCCGCGCCUGGAACUCAUCGGGCACCGAGCACAGCUGGAGCAAGCUGCCCUGCAUGCCCGACAUGGUCAAGAGCACAAACUCGGGCGUCCACUGCCGCUGCAAUGUCAUCGGGGACUUCGAUGUGGACGCCAUGCCCAUCAUCACAGUGCCGGUGAACAUCAAAUGCCACUUGGAUCGGCCAGUGGUGACGCGCCACUACGACAUGCUGGUGCUGUACACGCUGCUCACCGUCCUGACCGUCCUCUACAUCAUUAUUCACAUGCGCAAAAUACGCAACUGGGACAAGCGGCUGUAUGUGAUGAACUAUGCGACGGGGCAGCUGUGCCACCGCGGCGAUAUGGUCUUCCGGCUCACAUUCGGUGGCAGAUGCAACGCCGGCUCCUCGGCCAACAUUAUUAUUUCGCUGAAGUCAGACCAAGGGCUUGUGCAGUUGAUUGUGUUCCAGGAUCCACAGUGCAAGACAUUCCAGCGCAACAGCACCAUCUCGUUUCGGGUGCAGCGUGAGCUGGUGCAGCCGCCCGCGGAGCUGUCCGUCGGGCACGAUCACACGGGAAUAUAUCCACACUUUUUCUGUCGCAGCGUUGUGCUCACGGAUAUGGCCACGGACAUGACACAAACCUUCCUGCUGCACAGAUGGCUGCGGGGCUUUCCGAGCACCAAGUACGAAACGGCUCCGGUGUUUUACCACUCGAAGACCACCGAAAAGGACAUAUACCCGCGGCGCGCACGUUUCUCGCACAUAAUGGAAACCUGCAUGGGGGCUUGGUAUCUCUUUCAGCCCGUUAUCGGUCCCUGGCGCCUCGGCACGCACUGCUCCUCCUUCUGCCGCUGGGAGCGCUCGUGCAUGUUCAUAGUCAAGGUGUUCGUCACGAUCUGCAUUAUGGUUCAGUAUUUUGGCCCAUCCUAUGUGGCCCUGUCGUGCGAUCCCAGUCCCAAAAAAUAUCACGACCUGGGCUCCGUAAUGUGGACAUCGCUGAUAUGUUGCCUGAUCAGUUGCUUCGUGCAGGCGGCGAUGGAGAAAACAAUCCUCUGCAUUGGUGCCUAUGAUUAUAUUUAG
This is a messenger RNA of Drosophila subobscura, 3729 nucleotides long. RefSeq lists its product as uncharacterized. Lineage: Eukaryota; Metazoa; Arthropoda; Insecta; Diptera; Drosophilidae. The coding region runs from base 1 to 3729 and encodes 1242 amino acids. Gene Ontology annotation, molecular function: protein binding. The transcript has 3 exons. The record is from RefSeq and is a predicted model, not a curated record.